Malania oleifera is the source of this 2171-nucleotide messenger RNA. Its product is annotated as RNA demethylase ALKBH10B. Bases 149 to 1852 code for a protein of 567 amino acids. Gene Ontology annotation, biological process: mRNA catabolic process. Gene Ontology annotation, molecular function: demethylase activity; mRNA binding. Lineage: Eukaryota; Viridiplantae; Streptophyta; Magnoliopsida; Santalales; Ximeniaceae. The transcript has 7 exons. The record is from RefSeq and is a predicted model, not a curated record.
AACCCUCGCUCUCUCUUCUCUCUCUCUCUCUCACACGUACAUAACCCGAUAUUAUCAGCUAAAUUUCGACCCGCACGUGACGUUCCGAUACGACACGAUACGAACCGAUAUAAGAGAAGUUGGUGUCGCCUGUAUCGGGAGAGCGGUGAUGCCGACUGCGGCCGGACCAGCUUCGCCGUCCGAUCGAGCGUCGGUGAUGAUGCCAAUGCCAGCUCAAUCUCAAGCUCAGGCUCAGGCUCAAGCUCAGCCUCAGCCUCAGGUCCAGCCGACGAUGCUGUCCGAGGCGUUCGCCAAGGACGCGAUCAUCGCGUGGUUUCGGGGUGAGUUUGCGGCGGCUAACGCCAUCAUCGACGUUCUCUGCAACCACCUGGCGCAGCUGACGGCAGCCGCCGCCGGCCGCGGAUCCGAGUACGAAUCGGUGUUCGAGGCGAUCCACCGGCGACGGCUGAACUGGAUCCCAGUCUUGCAGAUGCAGAAGUACCACUCCAUCGCCGACGUGGCGCUGGAACUCCGGCGAGUCGCUGCGAAUAAGGGGAACGCGGUUGGAAAUGGAGAAGGCGCGAAGAAGAACGAAGAAGCUAAGGAAGUGAAGGAGGUGCAUGUCUCGUCGAAUGAGGAAGAGAACGAGACCGGAGAGGAAUCUGGAGAACCUCCGAACGGAAAGUCGAUGGAGAGUAAUGGUGAGGUGGUGAAUGAUCAUUUCGCGCGAGAUGAUGCACCUGAAAGUGAGAUUUCCGAUGCAGGAUCUCAAUCACAACCCACUUUGGAAAACACACAAAUCUGUUCAAACCAUGAAGAUUGUGGGGCACGUUCUGCUCGGAUCAAGUUGACAAAAGGUUUCGUAGCCAAGGAGCCAGUGAAAGGGCAUAUGGUGAAUGUCUUGAAAGGACUGAAGUUGUAUGAGGAUGUAUUCGCUGAAUCAGAACUCUCAAAACUGACUGACUUUGUGAAUGAACUACGAGUUGCUGGUCAGAAUGGAGAACUCUCAGGCGAGACUUUCAUUUUAUUCAACAAGCAGAUGAAGGGAAACAAGAGAGAGCUAAUUCAGCUUGGGAUUCCUAUUUUUGGGCAGAUACGUGAGGAAGAAACAAGUAUACACCAAAAGAGCAAUAUUGAGCCAAUUCCUGCUUUUCUUCAAGGUGUCAUUGAUCAUCUUAUUCUGUGGCAACUGAUACCAGAUUAUAAAAAACCCAACAGCUGCAUCAUAAAUUUCUUUGAUGAGGGGGAAUAUUCACAGCCUUUUCUGAAACCACCUCAUCUGGACCAACCUAUCUCCACUCUGUUGCUUUCUGAGUCAACAAUGGCUUUCGGACGCACUCUUGUGAGUGAUAGUGAUGGGAACUUCAAAGGACCACUCAUGCUUUCAUUGAAGGAAGGAUCUCUCUUGGUUUUGCGAGGAAACAGUGCUGACAUGGCAAGACACGUCAUGUGUCCAUCUCCAAUCAAAAGGGUCAGCAUCACGUUCUUCAGAGUUAGGCCAGAGUCCAACCAAAGUCGGUCACCAACAACUCCUCCCCUGACUACAGCCAUGACUGUAUGGCAGCCAGGCGUCCCAAACCCACAGACAAUGCCUAAUGGAGUAGCGAAUGGCUACGAGACAAUGGAUUUGAUCCCUAAAUGGGGUGUCCUCCGUGCCCCAGUGGUUAUGUUAGCCCCAAUGCGCCCCAUGGUGUUGAGCCCCCGAAGGAUUCCACAUGGCGGUACCGGAGUUUUCUUGCCCUGGACUGUUGGAUCCAGAAAGCCUGCAAAGCAUCUUCCACCGCGUGCCCAGAAGGGGCGGUUUCUUGCGCUGCCUCCGCCGGUUGAAACCCGUGUAGCAGAGCCUACUUCAGAUUCCAGCAUCAGUGUUUGAGGGAAAAGUGGUAUGAAGAUAGAUGCUGCUAGGGCCAAAGCCAUUUGGAUUGGCAUUGUUCUUGCUCUCCUCUUUCUCAACAAGAGCUGCUCUUACUGUACAAACAACGCCUCAGGUGCUCUGAGAGGAAUCUGCCUGCUUUAUUUUUAUAGUUUUUUCUUUCCUUAGCGUGAGUAGCCUUGGACGCCAAUCAUGGCAAUGCUUUAGAAUAGGUGAGCUUUGAGUUUGAGGCUUGUGGAUUAACCGUGAUAGAGGGCGGAAUGAUUUUUGUAUUUUUAGUUUCGUUUCAUAUAUUAUAUGCUAUAUGAUAUUUUCCUUU